Zophobas morio is the source of this 498-nucleotide messenger RNA. Its product is annotated as larval cuticle protein F1-like. NCBI's taxonomy places the organism in Eukaryota, Metazoa, Arthropoda, Insecta, Coleoptera, Tenebrionidae. The transcript is spliced from 2 exons. The record is from RefSeq and is a predicted model, not a curated record. Bases 75 to 422 code for a protein of 115 amino acids.
GUAUAAAAACGCCAUGUAGCAAGACAUUUAUCAUCAGUUGAAGUAUAUCAACCACCAAACCAAUAUUUUUCACUAUGAACACUUUCGUGGUCGUUGCUCUUUUCGCCGCCUUGGCCUGCGCCAAUGCUGGCCUAAUCGCCGCCCCCGCCGCCAGAAUUUUGCAAGGCCCUAGCAGCAGAGCCACCGUCGUGGGCCCAGACGGAAGUGCAAUCUCUGCUGUGGCUCCAGGUGGAAGGAUCGUCGCUAGUCAACAUCCCGGAUUUGUAGCCCACGCUGCCCCCGUGGUGGCUGCCGCCCCAGUCGUCGCUCGUGCUGCUUACGCCGCCCCCGCCGUUGUGGCCCACCACGGUUAUGCCGCCUACGGCGCUCCUCUUGCUUAUGCAGGACAUGGAAUUAUCGCUCGCCAUGGAUUGAUCCUGUAAUUUUUUCCAACAACGUGUAAUUUAAACCUGUGUUUGUAAAUAUACCUUAAUAUAAUUUAAUAUUGUGUGGAAUACA